AUGACUGACGAUGAUGUUGAAUACCAUGUAAGGCUUCAUCUGAACCAAACCGUGGCUAAAUGCUACUCUUGUCCACAGACGACUUUCUCUUCGAUGAACCAUUUCAAGGAACACAAAAAUAUUCAUACUGAGGCGGAGUCAUUCGGUUGUUCCUAUUGCAAAGUUGUUUUCACCUCAUCGGGUAGCUUGGUGGCACAUAUGGAAAACACGCAUCCAGAUAUUUCCUUGGAAGAAGAAAGAAAGAAAGCCGUUGAGGAGAAAUUAUUGAGGCUGAGGAAAAAAAAGAAAUUGAACAAAAAGCUGAGGAAGAAAGAGCAAUGGGAGGAAGAAAGAAAAACAAAUAAUUUCCCACCUCCUGUGCUUAGCAAGAAGCCUAUAGUUUGCGAGAAGUGUAAAGCAACUUUCCAUAACAACGUUGAUUAUGCCAUACAUUCAAUGAUCCACUCUGAAGAUGGAGUGUUUCAGUGCUUCCUAUGUGACUCAGCAAAGAAAAGAGACCUACAUGAUAUUGAGAAGCAUAUAAGGUUGCACGAAGGAACUUAUGUACCUGCUGCCACAGAUCCAAAAGUCUAUCAAUGUGAAAUAUGUGGCAAUAAAUUCAAGAAAUACACUACCCUGUAUGGUCACAUCAAAUGCCAUGACACGAAGAGGAGAACUUACGACUGCACACUAUGUGACAAAAAGUUGUUCAUUGACCCCUCGAUGAUUGAAGAAGAACAUAACAAUGACGUAGAAUGCCAAGAGGUACUACCAGCAACUGUUUCCAGAUGGUGUGAAAUUUGCGAAACCAAGUUCUUUAACGACGUGAAGUAUGCCUUGCACACUCUAACACACUCGAAAAAUGGCAUCUUCAAAUGUUUCCUUUGUCCAGUUGAAGAAAAAAUGACCGACGACAGAGUCGAACAACAUAUAAGACGCCAUCUGAACCAAACCGUAGCUAAGUGCUACUUCUGUCCCGAGACGAAAUUCUAUUCGAUGAAACAUUACACUGAACACAGGAAUGUUCAUACUGGAAUCAAACCAUUCGGUUGUUCCUACUGCGAACUUGCUUUUGUUUUCUCUGUUAGCUUGAAGACACAUAUGGAAAUCCAACAUCACGAUGUAAUAUUGGAAGAAGAAAGAAGGAAAGCCGAUGAAGAGAAAUCAUUGAGGCUGAAAAAAGAAGAGGAUAUGAAGAAGGAAAUAAAUUAUCUGGAUAGGAAGAAGCGAUGGGAGGAAACUAGGAGGAAAAUGCCACCUCCUUUGCCCAGCAAGGAUCCUAUAAUUUGUGAGAAGUGUAAGGCAACUUUCAAUAACAAAGUCGAUUAUGCUGUUCAUCUAAUGAGGCAUUCCGAAGAUGGGGUGUUCGAGUGCUUCCUUUGUGACUCAGCGAAGAAAAGAAACCUGCAUGAUAUUGAGAAGCAUAUAAGGUUGCACGAAGGGACUUAUGUACCUGAUAAAGCCUCGAAAAUCUAUCAAUGUGGAAUAUGUGGCAGUAAAUUUGAGAAAUCUAAUGCACUUCAGAAUCACAUGAAAUGCCAUGACUCGAACCGAGCAACUUACGACUGCCAGCUAUGUGACAAAAAGUAUUAUAUUGAUCCUUUGACGAUCAAGGAGGAAUAUAACAUCGACAUAGAGCAGGAAGAAGAAGAAUCUGAAACUGAAUCCAGAUCGUGUGAAAUUUGUGAAAUGAAGUUCAACGACGUGGACUAUGCCUUACAUACACUAACACACUCCAAGAAUGGCACCUUCAAAUGUUUCCUGUGUCCAGUCGAAGCAAAAAUGACUGAAGAUAAUAUAGAAUACCAUAUAAGACUCCAUCUGAAGCAAUCCGUGGCUAGAUGCGCCUUUUGUCCAAAAAUAAAUUUCUAUUCGAUGAAACAUUUCAGGGAACAUGAAAAUGUUCAUACUGGAGCAAAGCCAUUCAGUUGUAACUAUUGCAAAGUUGCGUUCACCUUCUCCGGUAGCUUGAAGGCACACAUAGAAAACACACAUCAAGAUGUACUCUUGGAAGAAGAAAGAAAGAUAGCCAAUGAAGAGAGAUUAUCGAGACUGAGAAAAAAAAGAAAUUCAAACAAAGAAGAAUAUCAGCUGAGAAGGAAGAAGCAAUGGGAGGAAGAAAGAAAAAAAUUCCCACCCCCAGUGCCUAGUAAGGAGCCUAUAGUUUGCGAGAAGUGUGAAGCAAUUUUCCAUAACAACGUUGAUUAUGCCAUACACAUAAUGGAUCACUCUGAAGAUGGAUUUUUCGAAUGUUUCCUCUGUAGCUCUGUGACGAAAAGGACUCUGCCCAACGUAGAGAAGCACGUGAGACUUCACGAAGGCACUUGGGGAUACCUCUGCAAGAUUUGUGGCACCACAGUCAAAAGUUUGAAUUUGCUAAAAGUUCACAUCAAAAGCCACCAAAAGACUUAUAACUGCACCGAAUGCGAAAAAAAGUACUUGAUGGAGUAUAAUUUGGUGAUACACAAAGCUAAACAUCACGCCAGUGUGAAAUCCCGAGGAAGACCUUACAAGUGCAAGUUUUGCGACAAAUGUUUCAAACAAAGGGUUUCAAAAACGUCACAUGAACGUCGUUUGCACAGUGGAGAUGAGCCCUACAAGUGUGGUGGCUGUAAAGAAUGCUUCAGUUCCAAGGCUGAGAAGGAUGCCCACGUCAAUGAAUGUGAAGGCUUUUGACCUACAGCUAUAAUACCCUGACCUAACUAGACCAUUGUACAGUUUGCUAUAAGUGUUCACUUUCCAUAAUGAAGGCAUCUAGCGCAGGCCAAGAAGAUCUUGUUGUUUUCAAUCAGGCUGCGACAUGUUGGAGCUGUGAUAAGAUACCAGAAGCCACGAUACUAGCGAAAAAAAAAAAUUUCAGGAAAGAUUGUAUUUCUUUGCUAUUCACUGACAGCGAGAAUCAAUUCACAAUUCAACAUUCAACGUCUCUUAGAUAUUGUUCAACACCUCUUCAGUUGCAAAAUCUCUCAAUAUUUCACUGACAAUCGCGAGAAGCUGAUGAAAUGAACAACUCGAACCAUAUACUAGUAUCAAAGCUCCAACAUAAAUGCAUUGAGGAAGGACAAUUCUUGCUUCUCCAACACUUUCUGGGAGAGACCUUAUGUAAAUAUCAAUGAAAUAUUCUUGUAAUAUAAUGUUAUUAUGUGAUUCAAGAAAAACAUUACUCAAUCCGAAGCAACAUCCCCAAACCCUGUCCUUCUCCAAAGUAUUCUGAACUAUUUUGCGCAAUGUAUUUUGCAUUCCCUAGCUGAUAACUGCAAAUAAAUGUUAGGUACAUAUUGUAAGAUUGUGAAAGGGUGUGUGUGAGUGUGCGGAGAAGCUGUGUAUUGAUAAGUUCGUACUUUUAUAUAUUGAUUACACUGAGGCACCGAACAACACAUCUU
Molecule: messenger RNA, 3362 nt
Organism: Phaedon cochleariae (mustard beetle)
Lineage: Eukaryota; Metazoa; Arthropoda; Insecta; Coleoptera; Chrysomelidae
Source: the annotation of a GenBank genome assembly